AUGGCGAGCGCAGCUAGGGCGAGCGCGGCCAGGGGCGGCCAAGGUCGCCGGGGCGGGCGCACGGCCGGUGCUCGCCAGCCAGGGCGACCGCGGCCAGGGGUCACCGGGGCGGGCGUGCGGCCGGUGCUCGCCGGCCAAGGCGAGCGCGGCCGGGGCUCACUCGCCGAGACGCACAGGGCUCGCCAGGGCGGGCGCGCGCCCAGUGCGCGCCGGACAGGGCUCGCACGGCCAGGACGACCGCCGCGGGCGCGCGGCCAGAUCUCCCGCGGCCAGGGCUUCCGCGACGCACAAGGAAGACGGCCGGAGCGAGCGCGGCCAGGGCUCGACGGGGCAGGCGCGCGGCCGGGACUCGCUGGCCAGGGCGAGUGUGGCCAGGGCUCGCUGGCCAGGGCGCACGGCCAGGGCUCCCCAGGCCGGCUGGCCGGCCAGAGCUCGCCGCGGUGCGCGGCCAGGGCUUGCCGGGGCGCGCGGCCGAGGCUCGCCGGGGUGGCCGGGGCGAGCGGUCAGGGGCUCGCCGGAGCAGCCGGGACGCGACGCCAGAGCGCGGCCAGGGCACGACGCCGGAACGCGGACAGGGGUGCCACGAAGGAUCUGCUGCAACCGGCGUAG
Molecule: messenger RNA, 609 nt
Organism: Sorghum bicolor (sorghum)
Lineage: Eukaryota; Viridiplantae; Streptophyta; Magnoliopsida; Poales; Poaceae
Product: translation initiation factor IF-2-like
Exons: 1
Coding region: 1-609 (202 amino acids)
Source: RefSeq, a predicted model, not a curated record